AUGAUGAAGAGUGCCGAUCUCUCUCCCUCGGCUCUCCUCGACGCCGUGCGGGCACUGCUUGGUGAGGUGAAGAUCCCUACAUGGGUUCUGGUGGCAGCGUGCGGGACUGCCUCAGUGGCUGCCAUGUAUGCGUAUCUGCUGGACUUGAAUCGGCGCAGAAGGGAGCAUUUCAAGGUACGUGUGUGUGGAUGACGGACAGACAGGCAGGCAGGCAGACAGACGGCCUUUCGAUGCCCUGUGUGCCUGUGUGUGUUGUGGCAGGACACACCGCAACCAGAUGAAGAGCACCCAAUUCUGGCGGCGCUGCCCGUCACACGCAGGUGAAGUGCAAUCGCCCUGACUGUGUCUUGGGGAAAAGGCCAGCCUCGGUUGUUCGUUUCUUUGCUCAGGGUGUUUGGGAGCCCGAUGAACCAUUCGCAGGGCGUCCAGGAACUAACGGACAAGCUUGGUCCAACAUGGGGCGUCCGCAUGCCUCUGUUCCUUCCUGGAUUCGGCAAGCAAGGUACCGAGGGCGCCUUUUGCCCCGCCUGACUGACCUUGCGCUCACUGUCUUGCCUGCCGAUUUCAUCAGAGUUCCUUCUGUUCACGUCCGACCCGGCCAUUAUCAGCGAAGUGCAGGCCAAGAAAGACAUCUUCCACAGCAGGCCAAGAACGGGCUUCGACACGAUCAUCCCUCAAGGCUUGCUGGCCCUCCGUGGGGACGAGAGGCAGUGGCAAACGCAUCGGCGGCUCAUUGCGCCUCUCUUCAGCGACAAGUUUUUGGCAGGUGAACGUUGCCGUUGCCAGAAGAGGAGAGAAGAGAUGUGAUGCAAUUUCUUUGUGUGUGUCUGCGGCGUCUGUUCAGCGUAUGGGCCCACACUGUACGAGAAGAGCGCGCUGCUGCAUGAUUCUCUUCUCCAGCACUUCAAUGACAAAGUCAAAACGAAAGCGGUGCGUGCACUAGGAGAGAUGAGACGACUGUGCAUUGAUGCACACACAUUCCUUUUUGUAUCUGUCGCGUCGCGUCGUGUCAGUUUGAUGUGCAAGAGUGCCUGAAUUUGGUCACAUUGGACAUCAUCACGUCGAUCGGUUUCGGUUUAGAGAAGGCUGACUCUGUGCGCGCGCUGCUGCCGCCGGAUAGCCCACAAGCACUCACGCCGAAUGAGGUACGGAUAUAUGUGCAUGCGAGUGGGAAAUCUCACCUGUACGGGUGUAUGUGUGCGCGCAUCAGUUGCGGUCGGCUCUUGCAUUCAAGCGGUGAGUGAGUCGGUCGGAAGCACUGAUGCGCCACUCGUGCACACAUUCAUGGGUCCCUGUGCGUCUGUCUUGGUAGGGCUUCUGACGUGUUCCUCGAAGAGGCCCAUAAUCGAGCCACAGAGCCAUCAGUCGCACGGUGCGAGUUGCAUUGAGCAUACCACACCACACAGGCAUCCACGAAUGUGUCUGCUUCCCUCUCGGCGUGUGUCAGGUUUUGGCCGCCGAGAUACAUCCGCUACCUCUCUGCCUACGCAAUGGCCACCAAGCGUGUGUACGAGGUGUAUCGUCACAAGGGUGACCCAGCCUCGCCUGCUGCAUCGGGCCGCGGAAGCAAGGAUCUCAACAUGCUGAUCGCUCUCAAGAAUGCACAGGGUCAGUCAAGCAGCACACACAUCAACACAGACCCAUCCACACACCCAUCCACACACCCAUCCAUCCAUGUGUGUGUGUGUGUGUGUGAAUGUGUUUGUGCAGAGGGCGGAGAGCAUAUGACUAUGAAAGAGGUCAAAGAUGAAAUCAUAAGCUUGAUGCUUGCCGGUGAGUCGGUCGUUGGGAGGGAGGGAGGAACAGAGGCAGGCCUGGUGGUGGUGUUGUUGCUGUUCUCAGGUCAUGAGACGACUGCCCUGACACGUCGUGGGCCUUGUAUGAGUUGGCGGGCAACCCAGAUGUCCAAGACAAGGUCUACAAAGAGGUCAGUCAGGAGAUGCACACGUGGCCACGAGAUAGGUGCACCGAGUGUGUUGCAUCUGCGCAUACAGGUCAAGAAUGUGGAUCUCAAGUCGCUAUCGCUGA
This is a messenger RNA of Vitrella brassicaformis, 2028 nucleotides long. NCBI's taxonomy places the organism in Eukaryota, Vitrellaceae. The record is from the annotation of a GenBank genome assembly.